AUCGAACCACCACCAUGGAAACCGACCAGUGCGCAUUUUGACUUCAGUCUGACGGAAGGUCCCAACCUGCCUGGAUCGAGACACAGGCAGGUGUCGAAUCUAUUUGUACCGGUCGUUGUUGCCAGCCGCGUUCACGUCGCAUCCUCCGGUUUCGUCGUGGAUCCUCCGAGGUCGAGAGGUCAAAGCGCGGUGCCGUAUAGCGAGGACAGAGAGCAAGAGUGUCGUCGAGGGGGUUGCGUUCGCAGGACCGAGCCGGGAUUUAUGGAACCACCCCAUGGAUAGUAACAUGUCAACUGCCGCCUUCAUGCACCGGUCGGGUGGCUCCUCCAGCGCGUCAAACGCUGGCACGGGAUCAUCGACCGGUGGAGGUCCUGGGAACCCGGCAGGAGGCGGCAGGAUGGCCGUCAUCGGCGUGACUAGGAACGUACGUUUGAGACGUCGCGGUAACGCCGGCUUCGGAUUCUCCUUACGGGGUGGACGCGAAUACGCCGCCGGAUUUUACGUCAGCGAUGUCCAACCAGGAGGCGAGGCUCACAGAAAUGGAUUAAGGGUAGGAGAUCAGAUUUUAAGGGUGAACGGUUACCCGGUGGAGGAUGCUGUUCAUCAGGAAGUCGCGCUUCUGGCAAAAAAUCAGCAAGUCUUGGUCCUCAAAAUUCGAAGCGUGGGGAUGAUACCUGUAAAGGACAAUCCGAACGAUCCGGUUACCUGGCACAUGGUACAGCAACAACAGCAACAACUGCAAUACAACGAAACGGGUUUAGGUAACGUGCCGAACACAGAAGUCAGGAUUCGGAUUCUCGUCGGCGAGAAGGGUCGUCUAGGUUGCGGUGUCUGCAGGGGCAUUGUACCUGGUCUCACUGUCCAGGGCACGAGAGAAGGUGGACCUGCGCGAGCUGCAGGUCUGAAGGCGGGCGACGUAAUAAUCUGGUGCAACGGGCAACGGCUCACCGAUCUGCCAUUCGAGCGGGCCAUCGAGGUGAUGCGCAGUUCGGCGAUCCUCGACCUCGUGGUGCAACGACCCGCGGUACCCAAUCAUCUUUACGACUGCCCCGAGCCGCUGUGGACGCGCGGCUCCAGCGGCUACGACUCCGAGACGUCUAGCGUUGUGGCUGCGAGUCCGCCGUCUCAGCAUCAAAAUAAUGCGCCGCCCUCGCCACAGCAUCAUCAUCACGAUUGCAGGCAUCAGCGGUAUCCGCGCGACGACGCCUGCAACCGAAACGGCAGGAUAUGCUGUCCUCUCGCAUUGUCGACCAGUAGCUGCAGUUCCUCCUCGGAGUGGGCACACGUGGACCAGGCGCCGGAAUGGUCGCGAAAACCAAAUAACACGACCGUGAUUCGUGUUAAUCAGAGCUCGAACCAGAAUCACCGGCCUAUACCGGGUGGACAGUAUCACUUCAACUCGCGCGGCAAUUACGAGGACGACAUCGACAACGAGCCGCUUUACGAUCCGGUCGCGCCCAGGAUUGACUACGAGGUGCACGAUUUCGAUGCCAAUCCGCGAGACGAGGCGAAUCGACGGCUGGCCUAUCGACGAGAUAACGCGAGGCAACAGCAGGACGUGAUUUAUGACGGACCAGCUGACGACUUGCCCAUGUACCAUGGCUCCAAAGAGAACGGCCAAGCGGUCGGCAAUCGAUUGACGGACCUGCAGAGGCAGAGCGAGGCCGAGAGGAAGACGAUAACGACCGUCGAGGUGCAUCAGUCAGUUUGUCCACCUGCACCUCCGCCGCCGCUUCCUUACAAAUGGCCAGCAGAGACGAAACCGAUGAACGCUAUGGGCAUGCAAAUGGGCAGUACCAUGUCGAUGGGCAGUACCGGUUCGACAGAAACUGAAUCGAGCCUCGAGUCGUCUUGCAGCAAAGACUCCGCGUCGACAUCGUCCUCCCUAUCGACAUCGUCGUCUUGUGAACCAGCAUCAACUGUUUCUUACGGAUCGGCAACCGGUGGGUCCAGCAGCGUCAUCAGCAAAACUACAGAGACAUCGACGACCGCAUACGCGACGCCACGCAAGGAUGUCGCCAGGACGUCGCCGAUCGCCAGCACUGAUCUGAGCACUGCCAUCGCACAAGAAUUGCAGAGGCGAGCGCAGCAGAGGAUGAACAAUGCCGCUAAAGCAGAAGUGUCACAAGAAAAAACGGACAUCCGCAAACCUCAGAAUGUGGAAUCUCUAAGGUCGCAGGAACAAAAAGUGACACACGAUAAACUGAUGGAGGAAUUUAAACGUGCACACCAAAAGAUGUUCAACUCUGCUCAGCAAAAGGCGCAAUCCUUGGAUCAAGUUCCUGAGAAGGAACAAGAAAAAAGGAUGCUGAAUGAGACCUCGACAACGAUGACAGCAACAACAGCGAUGACAACGACGACGACGACAACGACAACGAUGAGUCCUGCAAUGCCUCCUCCGGCACCUCCACUUCCGCUUCCUUCGAAAAAUCGAAACAACGAUGACUUGGUGGAGAUGCAAAGUAUCGAAUCGUUCAAACUGAAGGAGACACCUAACACAGUGCCGAAGCCACCGCCGACAUACUUUCCGGUGACGAACCCCGCCUUGAACGGAAGUCCACGCCAUAUUGGUACCGGAAGCAAGGUCCCCAAGGAUGCUGCGACGAGUCCCGUCGCGGAAUUCGCCAAGACAUCGCUUACAUCGGUUUCGCCGACCAACGGCGCACAGGUCUCGAAAUCUGUUACUGGCAGCAAAGUGGCUGUCAGGAUAGGAGCGUACGAGGGUGAAACAAAACAGCCAUCCAGAUUGGAAUUCUUGCCACAACAGCCAAAUCGCGACUGUAGAAACGGCGACGAGGCGGCCAACAGUCCUGUCGUGUCCAGGUUGCAGAACGAGCUCGCCGCGACCCUGCAGAGGUCAAACCUCAGAAAAAAGACUGAAGCAGAAAAUCAGUCGCCCGUAAAGACUAUUUCCGAAAAUGCGGCGACGUCCAGUAACGGUACAACGAAUUCUGAGCCGAACAAGCUUCUCCAGAGCAAUGUCGAAAAGCUCGCGUCUGCUCUCAGCAACAAAGUCACCAUCAGAGUGAAUCCGGAGAACAGUAGUCGAUAAAAGUGUAAUUGAGUCGAGAAAAUGUAGGAACAAUCUUUGUAUGUAUCUUCGUAAAUUUUGUACAUUUUUGCACGUUUCGACGCUAACCAUUUAUUAUAAGUAAAACGGCGCUCCCUCUAUUAGUGAGGUUCUUUUACACACAGGUACGUGUUUUUUAUAUCUUAUUUAUUAUCGUAUUAUACACCGAGUAAAUGGAAUGAAGGAGCUAAUUCUUAUUAAUCGACGAGGUUUUACGACCAGUAUUUACCACGUAGUCCCUUAUCUUUGAAUGUAAUCUAUUACGAUCGCGACUCUAUGUACGAAUAUUAACAGAAAAUUCAACGAGAUGUUGAAUUUUUAAAUAAAAACGACGAUAUACUUAA
Messenger RNA from Nylanderia fulva, 3414 nucleotides. RefSeq lists its product as uncharacterized. The record is from RefSeq and is a predicted model, not a curated record. Gene Ontology annotation, cellular component: cilium; stereocilium tip; stereocilia ankle link complex. NCBI's taxonomy places the organism in Eukaryota, Metazoa, Arthropoda, Insecta, Hymenoptera, Formicidae. Gene Ontology annotation, molecular function: protein binding.